AGAGAUAUGACGGGACGAUGUACCGACCUUCUUGGUCGUCCGCUUCCUUGAUGCUGGCUUGGCCUUGGGCUCUGCGGCACUCUCGUCGGCGUCCUCAUCCUGCGGAGCACUGUUCGGUGAAGCACAAGUGACAUACAUGAGAGCACGUACCUUCUUCUUGGUAGCACGCUUCUUAGAAGCGGGCUUCGCCUUCACGGGCUCCGCCUCCUCGUCGGCCGAUCCAGCAGCCUCUUCCUCUACCUGCUACAUACAAUUGAGCACGCUAAAGAUCAGAUGUGCCCUGCAGAGACAUACCUUCUUCGUCGCCCGCUUCGCCCUCGGCUUGGCGGGCUCCUUCGGAGCGGCGGCAGCCUUCUUGGGCCUGCCCUUCGCCUUGGGAGCCUCCUCGGCAGCCUCGUCGUCGGUGGCUUCUGCCUUCUUUGCUGCGGCCUUCUUCGCCUUGGGCUUAGGGGCCUCUUCCUCCGGCUCUGAGUCUUCGCCCGCGGAGACGUCGUUGAUAGCAUUGGUGAAGUCCUCACCACCAGAGUCGGAUUCAGCGGCCUGCGCAGGUGAGCCCCAAGGAUCAAGAGAUUGCAGUGUACACUGACCUUCUUGGAGGCGCGCUUCUUGGGUGCGGCCUUCUUAGCAGGGGCUUUCUUGGGUUUUUCUUCCUCUUCAUCGUCUUCUGCGGCAGCCUUCUGAAGCAAAGUCAGGAUAAGGACCGUCGUAUGUAACGGGCCGACAGACCUUAGGACGGCCCCUGCCACGCUUCGGCUUUUCCUCAGCCUCUUCUCCGGCCUCUUCAGCUUUCUGCGGGCAUCGUGUGAGUGUCAGAUAGUGAGGGUUAUGACGAGGGUAGCCACCUGAGCCUUGGUCGCCCGCUUGCGCUUGGGUUUCUCC
Messenger RNA from Schizophyllum commune H4-8, 879 nucleotides. RefSeq lists its product as uncharacterized. The transcript has a single exon. Bases 137 to 586 code for a protein of 149 amino acids. The record is from RefSeq and is a predicted model, not a curated record. Lineage: Eukaryota; Fungi; Basidiomycota; Agaricomycetes; Agaricales; Schizophyllaceae.